Messenger RNA from Mirounga angustirostris (Northern elephant seal), 1041 nucleotides. RefSeq names its product ring finger protein 212 (gene RNF212). Gene Ontology annotation, cellular component: synaptonemal complex. Gene Ontology annotation, biological process: homologous chromosome pairing at meiosis; reciprocal meiotic recombination; protein sumoylation. Gene Ontology annotation, molecular function: SUMO transferase activity. The record is from RefSeq and is a predicted model, not a curated record. The transcript is spliced from 12 exons. The coding region runs from base 51 to 896 and encodes 281 amino acids. Lineage: Eukaryota; Metazoa; Chordata; Mammalia; Carnivora; Phocidae.
CGGGCUGCGCGUGCGCCGCGCGUGCGCCGGCCUGGGCCGCGGCGGUGGGCAUGGCCGGCUGGGUGUUCUGCAAUCGCUGCUUCCGGCCGCCGCAGCGCACGUCCUGCUUCAGCGUGACCAGCUGUGGCCACGUGUACUGCGACGUGUGCCUGGGCAAAGGUGGCAAAGAAGAGUGCUUGAUUUGCAAAGUCCCUUGUCGCACAGUUUUACUUUCAAAACAUACCGACGCGGAUAUCCAGGCGCUGUUUAUGGGCAUAGACGGUCUGUGUCAGAAGUACUCCAGAGAGACCUGCCAGAUUUCAGAAUUUCAAGAAAAGCACAGAAAGAGACUCUUGACCUUCUAUAGAGAAAAGAUCACAAAGCUGGAGGAAUCCCUUCGGAAGUCAGUGCUGCGGAUGGAACAGCUUCAGAGUAUGAGAUCGUCACAACAAACAGCUUUCAGCGCAAUAAAAACUCCAGUUUCAACUCCUUCAGCAAAGCCAGGCGGACACCCGCUCCUGCCCCUUGACUCGUCAGCCUCUGACAGAGUGGAGUUCAUGCAGGUUGACCAUACUCCUUCCCCAAUGAGAAAACCUGAGGUGGCAGUUGGCCCAGCAAGAAUCUCUCUGAUCAGCCCACCUCAGCAUGGACGCAUGGGCAGCAUCUCGCGCCUCGGCCCGACGCCCGGUCACAGCAGCGUGUCCCAGGCUCUCCGGAUCCCACUGCUGCCGGUCCCCUGCAAGGCGCUGUCCCCGCCGGCAGCGCCCCUGGCCCCCGGCCGAGCGGGAAGAGGGGGCUCGCCCAGCCUUCGGGGCUCCCAGACGCUGGCCCCCAGGCCGCCCAUCAGCAUCUCCGCACUGCUGCAGAAGCAGCGUUUAGGGUCUGCUGGCCUCGGGGCAGCCACGCACGGAAGGUGAACGAGGUCCUGCCCGUGUCCGUCCACCUGGGGCUCUCUCGCCACCAGCAGGACGUUACGCAGUAGAAGCAGUCCGUUCUUCUUGAUGGAAUAAAGUAAUACAGUUGAAUAAAGUAUUUUUCUGAUUAUCUGGGGCAGCAUAUAUG